AUGCCUGUCCUCACAUCAGCCGGCAGCGACUCGGAUUCCUCCCAGCUCAGUGGCCGUCUUCAUGGAGGCCAGUCAGUAUUUUCCAGAUCCAGCCUACUACUACUCAUCUGCACCUCCACGGCUGCAAUCGCAGCCUUGUACAUCCUCCAGAAGCUCGUGCUGCCUCGCUUCUCUGCGCCGCGCCCUGGGCACUAUAUCAGCGGCAAUUCCUGCCCGCCACGAGGAUCUGCCUCCUGGAUCUCGUCUGACUCGAAGAAGCCGCACCUUACAAGCAGCUGGGCAAAAGCCAGACAGGGACAGGGUCAGUUCGAAAAGCAGGCUAGCUGGACCAUAAGCAGAGGGGAAGCAAGUGGCACAGCGCCGGUGGGAUUGGGUGGGCCCGUCGAAGGAAGCAGCCUUGUUAGGAGCAUGGAACAAGAGGAGAAGACAACGCACACCGGAAGAAAAGGGUCACGUGGGGUCAGCAACGACUCGAGCUACGGCGCCGGACAGGAGUCAAGCGGCCUGCCUCGUCCUGACCUUCCUCCCUUCCCCGCCGCUGCUGAGGAGAGCGGUCAUGUCAGAACAUCAUCAUUCCAUCAUCCACCGCCCUUGGGCGGUGUUGGCGAUGAGUUGUCGGGCUCCGCUGAGCAAGAAAAUAAUAGCAUGGAUGGUGACUUCGUCGCGAGACAGUGGGGCUAUGGAGGUCUCAUGACCACGAGUCGCUCUACGGCUCCCUUUUUCGGUCAUCCUUAUGGUGUAGCUGACGACUUGGGAGUAACUUACUAUCCGGAUGGUGGUUUCAAUGCCCUCUCGGUCGUGGGCAGAGGGGGGCUACCAGCACAACAGCACCUCGAGCUGGACUCCUCUAGACAACCACAGUCUCGGUCCAUGACCCCUACAAAUCGGACCACAAGCUCGUCACAGCGCGGCCGCCAAACGUCUUUUGAAAAUCGCGGGCCAGUCGCGAGGUAUGCGCAGUCGACUCCCACCGAGUUAGAGGCCGUCGCCAUCGACUCACCAGGCUCUGGAUACUACCCGGGGCAGACACCUGGCUACACCAUGGAUGGGACAAGCCCGAUCACUGAAAAUUCCGGGGAAGGAUCUCAAGCCGGUUCCAGCCACUACUCACUUUCCUCCAGCUCGUCCACGCGCAGAAGUUCCACCAGAAAUAUUUCCAUACCUGCAGGGGCCGACGGACCCAGCUCAGCCGGGCCCAUGGACGGAUACCACGGCCGAAGUCCUCGCUCGAGCAACUCAUUCUCCCCCUCCUCAUACCCACCGGCCUCUCCUCUCCUGCCCCCUCCACCGAUAUCCGACUACCCCUUUGACCCGGCCGCGGUCAUGUUCCCCGGGCCAGGCGCAGUUGACGGAGGAGUCAGAGUCGUGUACAUGGACCACGACCAUGACCAUGGCCAUGACCAUGAGGAUAGUGGCCACGGCGAAGCCGCCGACUCCUACGGUCAUUCCGGCGGCAGCAGCUGGACGCGGCACACCCGCGUGUACGGCGGGGGUGGGGUGUGCCUCGCCUGUGCUGCGGCCGGGGGCGGUGGGUUCUACGGCGCGAGGGUCCGGCCCGAGGACAAGCGAUAA
This is a messenger RNA of Diaporthe citri, 1572 nucleotides long. RefSeq lists its product as uncharacterized. Lineage: Eukaryota; Fungi; Ascomycota; Sordariomycetes; Diaporthales; Diaporthaceae. The record is from RefSeq and is a predicted model, not a curated record. Bases 1 to 1572 code for a protein of 523 amino acids. The transcript has a single exon.